GCGUUUUAGGAUUCAAAGUCCAGAAAGCAAAAUUUGAAAGUCGUCUGCUUGUUUCAAAUUCGAAUGUUUACGGUGAAAGCUCUUCAAAAAAAUGAAAAUGAUAAUUGCAUCCUUGUAUUAUUUUGUAGCGCUUUUAAUUUCUAACACACAUGCUUGGGACACUCAAGCCUCAAAUUUUCUGACAUCUGGGGAUCAUACUAGUAAUUGGGCUGUACUGGUCGACACUUCACGUUUCUGGUUUAAUUACAGACAUGUAGCAAACGUGUUAUCAAUUUACCGGAGUGUAAAAAGAUUAGGAAUUCCAGAUAGUCAAAUUAUUUUAAUGAUCGCUGAUGACAUGGCUUGUAAUUCGAGAAAUCCUCACCCAGCGGCAGUUUACAAUAAUGCAAAUCAACAAAUUGAUGUAUAUGGAGAUGAUGUUGAAGUAGAUUACCGAGGUUAUGAGGUAACUGUUGAGAACUUUAUUCGUGUUCUCACUGGUAGGUUACCAGCUUCAACCCCAAGAUCUAAAAAACUGUUGACUGAUGCAGGAAGCAAUGUUUUAAUAUAUCUAACUGGCCAUGGUGGUGAUGGAUUCUUAAAAUUUCAGGAUUCUGAAGAGAUCACAAAUGUCGAUUUGGCGGACGCUAUUCAACAAAUGUGGGAAAAACAAAGAUACCACGAAAUGCUAUUUAUUGUCGACACUUGCCAAGCAGCAUCACUUUAUCAGAAGUUUUACGCUCCGAAUGUUUUGGCAAUUGGGAGUAGCCUAGUCGGUGAGGAUUCCCUUUCACAUCACGUUGAUCCUGCUAUCGGCGUUUACAUAAUUGAUCGUUACACUUACUACGCCCUUGAAUUCCUCGAGCAUGUCACGCCCACAAGUAAUCACACACUCGGUCAAUUUCUCAAAGUCUGUCCAAAAUACUUGUGUCUUUCUACUGUUGGCUUUCGUAGUGACCUUUUCCAGCGAGACCCUAACAGGGUCUUUAUUACGGAUUUCUUUGGUUCACAAAAGCGCAUUGAAAUGGCUGCAGACCCGAUAGUAUUACCAUCACCUUCAAAUAAAGAAACAAGUAUGCCGCAUCGGGAGGAAGUGCCAAGACGUACUUUGUACUAUGCGGACCCUAUUCCGCCAUUAUGCAUUCACAGUUUAACAUUUUAAAUUGAAGUCGGUCAAUAUACACGUUUUGAUAGAACGAGAUUACAAAGUUUGGUGGGA
Daphnia pulicaria is the source of this 1198-nucleotide messenger RNA. RefSeq names its product putative GPI-anchor transamidase. Gene Ontology annotation, molecular function: GPI-anchor transamidase activity. Bases 92 to 1141 code for a protein of 349 amino acids. The record is from RefSeq and is a predicted model, not a curated record. NCBI's taxonomy places the organism in Eukaryota, Metazoa, Arthropoda, Branchiopoda, Diplostraca, Daphniidae. Gene Ontology annotation, biological process: proteolysis; attachment of GPI anchor to protein; protein localization to cell surface. The transcript is spliced from 7 exons. Gene Ontology annotation, cellular component: GPI-anchor transamidase complex.